Messenger RNA from Myripristis murdjan (pinecone soldierfish), 4941 nucleotides. It is a transcript of the gene fig4a, whose product is annotated as FIG4 phosphoinositide 5-phosphatase a. Bases 232 to 2958 code for a protein of 908 amino acids. Gene Ontology annotation, molecular function: phosphatidylinositol-3,5-bisphosphate 5-phosphatase activity. Lineage: Eukaryota; Metazoa; Chordata; Actinopteri; Holocentriformes; Holocentridae. Gene Ontology annotation, biological process: phosphatidylinositol dephosphorylation. The transcript has 24 exons. The record is from RefSeq and is a predicted model, not a curated record. Gene Ontology annotation, cellular component: intracellular membrane-bounded organelle.
CUGACCGAAACAAACGCAUGACCGUGUUGCAUGCUCAUCUACGUUUGCCUAAACUAGUUUGACAGUGUGUGUAAAUAUUGUAUUUUAUCAUGGUCUAAAACUGUAAGCAGUCAUUUGGAUUAUGUGAGGAGAUGCACAGUGUCAGCAGGCCGGAAGUGUUUUGCUAACGCAGCUAAUGCUCUCCUGUCGUUGUUUCUCUCGGAUUGGAGCACAUUUCAAGACAUCACAGUCAUGCCUCAGUCAGCGGCUGUCAUCGGCGGCAUCCAGAGGAUGGUUUUGUACGAAACCAGAGCGAGAUAUUUUUUGGUGGGGAGCAAUCAUGCCCAGACCAAACACCGUGUGCUGAAGAUUGACCGCACAGAACCCAGGGACCUGGUCAUAAUUGAUGAUAAGCAUGUUUACAGCCAGCAGGAGGUCCGAGAGUUGCUGGGACGCCUGGACCUCGGCAACCGCACCAAGAUCGGCCAGAAGGGCUCGUCGGGCCUGUCCAGGGCUGUGUCAGCCUAUGGCAUUGUGGGGUUUGUACGUUUCCUUGAGGGGUACUACAUUGUGUUGAUCACCAAGCGCAGAAAGAUGGCGGACAUUGGUGGCCACUCCAUAUACAAAAUUGAAGACACUAGCAUGAUUUACAUCCCCAAUGACUCGGUCAGGGUCACACAUCCUGAUGAAGCAAGAUAUGUGCGUAUCUUUCAGAACGUGGACCUGUCCAGCAACUUCUAUUUCAGCUACAGCUAUGACCUGAGCCACUCGCUGCAGUACAACUUGACUCUGCUGCAGCGGCCCUGUGAACUGGGGUCAGCAGCGGCCUCGUCCGCCGAGGAAGAGGUUCACACACACAGCAAGCAGGACAGCUUUGAUAUCUUUGAGGAUGAAGGGCUGCCCACGCAAGUGGUCUACGGCCUGCAGAAUGAGCCGUACUUCAAGUACGUGUGGAACGGGAAGCUGCUGGAACGAGUCAAGGACACAGUGCAUCACGACUGGCUCAUGUACAUUAUCCACGGCUUCUGUGGCCAGUCAAAGCUUCUGAUCUAUGGCCGACCGGUGCACAUCACCCUCAUUGCCAGGCGCUCCAGCAGAUUUGCCGGGACCCGCUUCCUCAAAAGAGGAGCCAACUGCGAGGGGGACGUAGCCAAUGAGGUGGAGACGGAGCAAAUUAUCCAUGAUGCCUCAGUUAUGUCAUUCACAGCGGGAAGUUACUCCUCUUACGUCCAGGUGCGAGGUUCGGUCCCACUCUACUGGUCCCAAGACAUCUCCACCAUGAUGCCCAAACCCCCAAUACGAUUGGACCAAGCUGACCCGUAUGCCCAUGUAGCUGCCCUCCAUUUUGACCAGAUGCUGCAGCGAUUUGGCUCACCCAUCAUCAUCCUUAACCUGGUCAAGAAACGAGAAAAAAGGAAACACGAGAAGAUUCUGAGUGAGGAGCUCUACCCAGCUGUGACCAACUUAAAUCAGUUCCUCCCUCCAGACCACUGCAUCGACUACAUUGCCUGGGACAUGGCCCGCUACACCAAGAGUAAGUUGUGCAACGUGCUGGACCGCCUGGGUAUGAUAGCGGAGAACGUGGUCAAGCGAACAGGCUUCUUUGUUAAUCGCCCUGACUUCUACUGUCAUAUGCUUAGACCAGACGACAGGUGGGGAGAUGUUGGCGGACACAUCACAUCGAGUGGACGGGUGCAGACUGGGGUGUUGCGGACCAACUGUGUGGACUGCCUGGACCGGACCAAUACUGCCCAGUUCAUGGUGGGGAAGUGUGCGUUGGCCUAUCAGCUCUAUGCACUGGGAAUGAUUGACAAGCCUAAGCUACAAUUUGAUACUGACUGUGUCAGGCUGUUUGAGGAGCUGUAUGAGGACCACGGGGACACUCUGUCUCUGCAGUACGGCGGCUCCCAGUUGGUCCACCGGGUCAAGACAUACCGCAAAAUCGCUCCCUGGACACAGCACUCCAAAGACAUCAUGCAGACGCUGUCACGGUACUACAGCAAUGCUUUCUCAGACGCCGACAGACAGGAUGCCAUCAACUUGUUUCUUCAGGUCUACCAGCCGUCGGAGUCCAAGCCACACUUGUGGGAGCUGCCCACCGACUUCUACCUGCAUCAGAAGAGCACCAUGGCCCUCCCCCAAGAGAGACGCAGCUACACAUUCUGGUGGUCAGAAGGAAUCCUACCCCAUCUGCCUGUGGCCUAUGAUGAAGUCGCCUGUGAGGAGAACAUGAAGAAGGUGCAAGUGAAGAAAGUGAACCGCUACGACGAGAGCACUGACAUCUACACCGAGUUCUUCAAGCCGUAUGAGCUCACCUCCUUUGACGAUACCUUCUGCAUUGCCAUGACCAACUCGGCAAGGGAAUUUAUGCCGAAGACGGUAGGAGUGGAUCCAAGCCCCUUCACUGUGCGCAAGCCAGAGGAGACGGGGAAAUCAGUGCUGGGCAACAAGAGCAGUAAGGAAGAGACAGUGCUCCAGAGGAAGACCGCAGCCAGCGCGCCUCCUCCCCCCAGCGAGGAGGCCAUCUCCAGCACUUCAGAGGACGACUCGGAGGAGGACCGUGACGAUGACGGAGCUGUGUCCCAGCGCUCCACCCCUAUCAAACUGCUAACAGAGUCGGGAGAAAGCACCCGCACACAGGAGGAGCUCCAGCAGCCGGUUAAGGAGCCUUAUGGACUGAACCUUGCAGAGUUUCCUACAGAGGAGGAUCUGCUCAUAUAUGAAAGGUUUGCACAUCUGGGCGAGAGCCAGCACAGAGUGGAGAGAACCGAACCCAUAAAACUGGCAAACAUCAUCUCCUUAGAGCCAGUGUCAUGCUUCCAGGAGGACAGCAUCUACGCCGUCUCCCCUCCGCAGGUGGACCGAGACAGCCGAGAUGUGUUUGAGAGCCACGUGUUGACUGGCCAGGGCCAGGUGAGGGCGCUGUGCAGAGAGGACAUGCUCACGUACAGGGAGUACAUCAAGAACCGAUACAUGUGAGACACUGAAACCUCGCUGAUACAUGCAGCCUGAUCCUUACCUGUGUGGUAAAUCACCAUCUGGACUGCGUUUACCGCGGCCAGAAAGGUCCUCCUCCAUUUUGGAUCCACUGGCACCGCAACAUUCCAGCUUCAAGAUUGUUGAGAUUGUUUGACUAUAAGAUUUUCAUUUUUAAGCUCCUAAGCAGAGCAAAAGAAGUUUCCUGGAUCAGGAAACCAUAUUGGUUUCUAAUAUCCAGUUCUUGGACAUUUUUUUUUUUUUUGCUUUGUUUGUUUUAAUUCUAAGAGAAGACAAUGACUUUGAUGAUGAUAUUGGGGCACCAACAGCCCAUAUAUACUGUAGUUCUGCCAAAUGACAUGAGUGCUGUUGUUUUUUUGAUUAGGAAGAGAGCUUUUAUGUUUUUAGCAGUUUCCGAUCCAUUUCAGCUGAGUCACCUCUCUUCAUGCAGACAUGCCCUGAAGGCCUAUGUGUUGCUUUUUAUUUAUUCUUGGUGUUUUCUCCACUGUUUCAAUUUUAAUUGCAACCUUUUAAGAAAAAUCAGUAUUUAAUAGGGCUGCACGAUGUAUCGUCAUAUUGCGUGAUGUGCGAUUUCAGGGCAUAUUAACUCAAACACAUCAUGCUACAACUUUUAUGCUAUUUGACACAGAAGGAAAAUCACAAAGUUCUCAUUUUCCAUGACUAAUCUACAAGAAAAGUCCAUCUGAUAGUAAAUAAUUUGGUCAGAUUUAAGUUUGUUGCUUGUGAUGCACAGGGUCUGCAUGCAUGGCGAUUAGUUUGCUAUAUACUCUGGUGAGAGGAUGAACUUGAUCAGUUUAUAAAACAGCCAGAGCCCCACUAGUCGCUGACCACAACCUGAAAAUGAGCCUCGCCUCUUUAGGUUGUUGUUAACUGCAUGACCCUACAUCAAUAACACACUGUAUGUAUCUGGUGAAAUUCCCUGCAUUAUUUCAAGUCACAAUAUAUCUAUCACAGAAAAAUAAAAGAAAUCAGAAUGUCGGUUUUUCCAAUAUCGUGCAGCCCUAGUAUUUAACUACAUGUACAUUUCUAACUUGUUAUGGCUAAUUAUUAAAUGUACUGUGUUCCAUUAAUGUGAUGCUAAUGCAAAGCUUGUGGUGACUUGUUCCUUAGAUUCCUUCAGUUACACCUGCGUGACAGGUUUGUGCUUUGUGCUUACACACACUCAUGAAGUUAACAUAAUUCUGAAGGACCCCUACAGAGUUUUACUUGAUUACUUUCUGGAAAGUUACUGGAACAAGUCGGCUUUAAAUGUGCAUUGAUUCAUGUUCAGCCAUAAUGGCAUACUGUUGUUAUAUGUCGGUGUAAAGCGAUGUGUGACUACAGUUUGGUUCUUUACUUGAGAAAAGGCCAUUUUAGCAUAGAAUUCCAAAAAUACAUGGUGAUAAAGAGGAAAAUAAGCCUCGUUCAUAUACCUUUGAGAUGAUUUACUCCCCAGCUGAUUUAUAGAUUAAUUUGUCAAUGACUAAUUUUUGUGAUCAUAUUUUACAUUUAGCACCAUGGGAUUUGAUUGAAUCUGGAUUUGACUGUUUAACCUCAUGUCACUCAUCUGAUGAUGAUGUAUGAUGCUCCGGUCUUAGGGACCAUAUGAAGUCCAUCAGCACCAGAGGGCUGUCACUUGUCAACCGUAUAAUUCAUUUGCCACUGUGGAACACAUGAAAGCUGCCAGAACAUGGGGUGGGACUUACCACUUGCAGAUUAUCCAGUUUAAAACCUGCAUAUCCAUUCAGUAGCAUUGCAAGCAAACAAAUGGUACCCUGCAAGUAAGUAGCUGUCAGGCCUGCGUGUGUCUGUCCUCAGUACCUCUGCAGACAAAACACAACACCUCGGCAUUGUGGGUUUCCUCAGCCCCCAGUCUUAGUUUACAGAAUGUGCAUGUUUGAAUUUGUUUCAUUUGAAUGCCUUACUGAGAUGACAGCAUAUUGUUAUGUACAGUAAUUCUAAAUUAAACAUUUAUUUAUUAACCGC